Molecule: messenger RNA, 582 nt
Organism: Symbiodinium natans
Lineage: Eukaryota; Dinophyceae; Suessiales; Symbiodiniaceae
Source: the annotation of a GenBank genome assembly
AUGGAUUCCGCUGCAUCCGAUGCCACACAAGGGCAUCAACAGGUUAUGACCGCCCAAGCUGAGACUGCUGCGCAGGUGGUGAAUGGUGUCCAGAACCAACCUGGACCCUCGAAUGAGCCCACAACAAGGGACUCGGCUGGUGGAUCUGGAGUAGUUGCAGGCUACAGAGGUGAGCUGCUUGGGGAGGUGAUGGCUCCUGGAUCAGGGGCAGCUCAUGGGGAGUCUAUAGCUUCGCGAGGUGCGCUGUUGGUGGAGCCCACCGAAUCUGGCGAGUUGCAGGGGGAGCAACUAAGUGCUCCGACGACGACUGGUCUGGACGGAUGGCAGGACUAUGGCGAGACAUCUGGGCGAGGCAGUGCAGAUUAUCUCCAGAUGGGAUCCGUGACUCCGAGGGAGUACCGGAACAUCUACACCGGGUGGUCCAACGUUCACGUUGAGGUCGCCAGGGAGACCAAUGAGUGUGAGGCCACCUACACCGCCAAGCGACUGCAGCGACUCAACAGGAGUUGCCUCUUAGUGGACCACCUCGAGGAGAUCUACCACCGCGACCAGAAGUACCUGAGCGCCCUGGAGGACUGCUGA